CCAAAAUUGAAUGCGAACAAAAAGGGUUUACAUUUCUCCGCACCAGAGAAACAAUGGAGUCUCUCUUUGACUCGAAGUGGACAAUGCUUCUCCCCCUUUUGCUUUUUCUUCUCUUCUUCUCUUCUGCCGCCGCCUCCGACCGCGCAGCCUUGCUGGCCUUCCGCGCCGCCGUGGGCGGGCGGCGGGGCUUCGUGUGGAACGCCACCGACGGCGCCAAUCACUGCAAUUGGGGCGGAGUUCAGUGCGAGGAUGACAGGGUCACUGCUCUACGGCUACCUGGGUUUUCUCUCUCGGGUUCAAUUCCCCCCGGCACGCUCUCCAACCUCACGCGCCUCCGCACGCUCAGCCUCCGUCUGAACCACCUUUCCGGCCCGUUUCCGGCCGACCUCUCUCAGUGUGUCGAGCUUCAGAACCUCUACCUGCAGGGAAACCUCUUCUCCGGCUCCUUGCCCGAUUCGUUAUUCGGUCUUCGCUCAUUGGUCCGCGUCAAUCUCGCUGACAACAAUUUUUCCGGCAACAUCUCUUCCGGGUUCAACAAUUUGACCCGCUUGCGGACCCUUUUUCUGGAGAAAAACGGGUUUUCCGGGUCCUUACCGGAGCUAAACAAUCUGAAACUCCGACAGUUCAAUGUUUCAUUCAAUAACUUGAACGGGUCUAUCCCGAAGAGCCUAGAAUCCUUCCCUCCCGAGGGUUUUACCGGAAAUUCACUCUGCGGGAAGCCUCUAGCUGUUUGUCUUGGCGAGAAGACCCCGCCGGCCAUAGCUACGGAUGGAUUAACAAUUGGGAAGUCAAACAACAAGAAGAAACUCUCAGGCGGAGCAAUUGCAGGGAUUGUGGUCGGAUCUGUGGUGGGAUUUCUACUGUUAUUCCUAAUCCUCUGUGUUCUUUGCAGAAAGAAAUCCGGGUCAGUCAAUGUUGCUACCACAAAGCAUCCUGAAGCUGGAGAGAAAGAGAGGGAGAAUACAUAUCCGGCUGCUGCUGUUGGUGCAGCUAUGACAGGGGAAGGGAAAGGAGGAGAGAGCAGCGGGGGAGGUGGGACAGGGGCCAAGAAACUGGUGUUCUUUGGAGGCACGGCGAGAGUGUUUGAUUUGGAGGAUCUUUUGAGAGCUUCUGCUGAGGUUCUGGGUAAGGGCACGUUUGGGACGGCUUACAAGGCAGUCCUGGAGAUGGGGGCUAUUGUGGCUGUGAAGAGAUUGAAGGAUGUAACCAUACCAGAGGGUGAGUUCAGGGAGAAAAUAGGUGUGGUUGGGAACAUGAAUCACGAGCAUUUGGUGCCGUUAAAGGCUUAUUACUAUAGCAGGGAGGAAAAGCUUCUUGUUUAUGAUUAUAUGCCUAUGGGAAGCUUGUCUGCAUUGCUUCAUGGCAAGGGUGCAGGCAGGACACCAUUGAACUGGGAACUGAGGUUGGGUGUUGCUCUGGGCACUGCCCAAGGAAUCGAAUACUUGCACAUCCAUGACAUCUCUCACGGCAACAUAAAAUCAUCAAACGUUCUUCUGACCAAAUCAUACGAGCCAAAAGUGUCCGAUUUCGGCAUAUCCAACAUUGUGGGACCGUCGUCAUCCGCUCCUACCCGAAUCACCGGUUACCGGGCGCCCGAAGUGACCGACCCGCGAAGGGUGUCCCAGAAGGCAGACGUCUACAGCUUUGGGGUGUUGCUUCUGGAGCUCCUGACAGGGAAAGCCCCUACGAACUCUCUCUCGAACGAAGAAGAAGGGGUUGACCUGCCAAGAUGGGUUCAGUCAGUGGUGAAGGAGGAGUGGACUUCUGAAGUCUUUGAUCUCGAGCUUCUUCGUUCCCAGAAUGUCGCGGAGGAGGAAAUGGUGGGACUGCUGCAGCUCGCGGUGGACUGCGCGGAGCAGCACCCUGAAAAGAGGCCAUCAAUGCCGGAUGUGGUGAGUCGGAUCAAGGAGCUUCAUGGUUCAAGCUUGAGGAAGCAGAAAGCAUCUGAGGUUGUCCCUGAUAGUGAUGAGAAUUGAAAACCAGACAAAAAUUGAUCAUGCUAGAAGAAGAAGAAGAAGUUAUUGUUCUUGGCAUUAUUAUUAUCCUUUAGAUUUAACAACUUAUGGCUCCCCCACCCACACACCCAACAAAAAAACCCAGUUAUUGUGGUGUUUUUUUUUUUAAAUUUUUAUGUGAUUUUUCUAUUGUGUUCUUUAAAGGUGGGGGUAGGGGUGUGGGCCCAACAUAAGAUUUCUUGUAGGGUUGAGAUUGUUGUGGGUGU
Messenger RNA from Cuscuta campestris, 2221 nucleotides. The record is from the annotation of a GenBank genome assembly. Lineage: Eukaryota; Viridiplantae; Streptophyta; Magnoliopsida; Solanales; Convolvulaceae.